Molecule: messenger RNA, 4038 nt
Organism: Beauveria bassiana ARSEF 2860
Lineage: Eukaryota; Fungi; Ascomycota; Sordariomycetes; Hypocreales; Cordycipitaceae
Exons: 2
Coding region: 1-4038 (1345 amino acids)
Source: RefSeq, a predicted model, not a curated record
AUGUUCGGUAGUCGCAAACGUGCUACUCCAAUGCAGCCGUUGACCAAGGAGACCGCCAAUGCCAAUGCUGCCACCGCGGCCGCUUCGGCUUUCAUGCGUCGCUCCUCCGAUGCGUCUCUUUCCUCUGCAGCGGCCGCUGCUGCGCUAAGGGCUCGACCGACAAGUCCGACCAUUGUUGCCGAAGUACAAUCAAAACGUCUCUCGCGGCGAAGCCCAUCCGUGGCAUCCACCACAGGCAACCGGCGCGAACUGAUACGGACGCCCAGCGUGGGCUCAAUGAUGGAGCGCACGUUUCGAUCUCCUUCGCCCGGUCGCAGCCCAGCGCCAGUGCCUCAUGAGGUGCCUCCUAUCCCGAGAAUUCCGCAUACCGACGACAGCUACACGGCCAUAUCUCGACACAGCAGCUCCUCGCGCAAAGGUCGCGCCGAUUUGCACAACCAGAGCUUCCGCACAGCAAGCGAGAAAAUGAGAGAUGGCCAGAAAGGCUCUUGGUUUGCUGCUCCCACUGCUCAUAAUCUACAUGCGGUGCGACGGACAGCCUCGGAGCUACAACUCUCCUCCAUUCGCACGCCAUCCGAAUCAAGACCGGGGAGCGUCAGCCCGUCGAUCAACUUUUCAUAUCCCCGCGCAAGACCACACUCGCCUACCGGAAGUUUGAGGUCUUUGCAGGUUGAGGACCAAACUUUGGUGUACGACCCAAACUCUCGGCGUAUGGUGCCAAGAGCGAAAGUCAGGGCUCGAUCCCAAGCCUUAUACCAAGAAGAUCAUGAACUGGUCAGAGACAAAUCCCAGGCCAAGAAACAGCUAAAGCAGCCUCGCAUCUCGAGAGUAGGCUCCCAUCUCUCGCGUGGCACCGUUGCGAGAGUAAAGGCCCCGGCUUUGGAAACCAACGAAGCAGAGCUUGAGCUGCCUCAGAGUGCAGCACCUGAGCCCGAUCUGGGCCUUGAAAUCGAAUCUGAGGCAGAUGCUGCGGUGUCGAAACCCAAAGCGAAGAAGAAAAAGCCGAAACAAAUCCAGCCAAUCAGCUCGAUAGAAUCCGGGACAGCGGCAGCGGAGACGCCAGACAGCUCUGUUUUGCCAGAGAUGACAGCCGAAUUCCCAUUCGGGGCUCCCAAAAAUAGUACCAACUCGCCGUUCUCCGGAGGCAAGGUUGCAAAACUUCCCGAGAGCGCGAAAAGCAUCACUCACUCGCCGAGUUCAAAAUCUAAAUCGAAGGCCGUAACUUCAAGGGAACCCUCAGAGAGCCCUGCUCGAUCGGCCAGAUUUGCAGCCGCAACAGAUCAAUUAGUUGUGCGACACGAGCCACCUUCACGAUCGCUUUCCCCUCGCAAAUCUGCCUUGAAGCAUACUAGUCCGACCAGGGCUGUAUCGCCUUCUGAUGAUGGAUCAGACGUCUCGGGAGCUCCCGGUACCAUGACUGCACUCGAUGAUGCUCGCAAAAAGAGUUUCAGAGUCAGUUGGGAUGACCGCAACACAGUACUCGUCAGUGAAACCACUGCACAAUCUGCACCCAGGCAGGCUAUCGACUCAAACUCGCAGAUGAAGAAGUCGUGGCAUAGCAUUGUUGGAAAGGGGAGCAAAAAGGACGCCGCUUGUGUCGAAAAGGAGGAGGGCAUGUCUCCCAGACCCGCACUUCCCAGCUUUGGAAGUGUGCGGGAAAAGAAGCCAAGGGAGCAAGAAGAAAGACCACUCGUUCGUCCUGAGCAUGUAUUCCAGACCGAAACUCCUGUCGCAGCUGCAGCCACUUCAGCGACAUCUGCUAUCGACCUCAACACUUUCAAGCAGCGAGAGCCCUUACCAACCUCAACUCCAUCCGUGGAGAAGGAGGAGGGACUUUCAAGCUCGGAAGACGAACUCAUGGAAGAUACAUCGGACGAUGACCUUGAUUCCAAAGCUGAAGCCGCUCAUCCUCGCGCCAAUGGCGUGGCAACCAACAGCAACGCGAGUUCCCAAAACCAAGUACCAACGAUAGCAAUCGUCGAUGCCAGCCCUCGUCUGCCACAGACCGAACAACAUGAAAAAAUCGCAACUGCCAAUGUGGGCGAUGAAGACAGUUCAUCGGCCAGUGAGGAACUAGAGGUGACUGAUGCUCACACCCACGGCCUGCUAAUGGAUGACAUCAAGGAAGAGGAGGAGGAAGGAGACAUGUACAGCGAUGCUUACGAAGAGAUAGCUGAGCCAGGUGGCGAUGGCUUUUUGUCUUUAGAUGCUGUUCUAGAAAGCCCAACUAGCUCGCCCAAGGUAAAGAGCUUCCAUGACAAGCUCGCCGUUGAAGGGAAGGAACCUGAACCUACUGAAAUGAUCAAGCAAGGUAAACCUCCUGAUGACUGGGAAAAUGCCAAGGCCUUCUGGAAGAGUCUAUCAUCAGCCAAGCGGCGACAGUUGGAACAAGAAGCGAUGGAGGAAACCGACGAAGAGCAUCAAGAGGCGCCCGAGGGGUCGAACACUGAUUCACGAAAGUCUCCCAGACUAAACACAGACACUGUGACGCCUAUGCAAGAUCGCUCAUAUCAAAUUGCUCCAGGCCCAAUGCCGCCACACGAUAGUACUUCGGGGCUCAUAUCCAACUCAGGAUUGAAGUCAAAUGAUAGCGGUAUGCGAAAGUCAAUGAGGGGCAGCCAACACAUUGGGCCACCCAAAACAGACUCCCGAAAACUUGGUGGUAGCCUUCGCACUUCUAUGCGAUCAGAGGGCCCCCACGUCAGGGCAGAGCCUCAUUUCCACCCUCUUGGAUCGGCAUCCUUAGCAUCUGCUUCUCGCAUGAAACGAUCACUUCGCCACAAUUCUAUGGACUUGAGUAGCUUGGAGCCACAGCCCUCAAUUAUCGCGAGUGGCCGUCCCGCGUCAUAUCAUGCAGCCGUGGAUACAGUUUCCUCCACGCCCCAAUCGCAAAUCCCUCAAGUGAACGGUUCUCCCAAUGGAGCUCGCACGAAGACAACUUCGCGUCGCCGUGGCUCCGAUUCGAGCGAGAGUAGUUUUACUCGUGCACGUGCAGCCUCCUCCGGGAAGCAUGAGUUCCGCAGGUCGAUGCGAGCUAGUAUGCGGGAACCAACAGCAACAUCUAAUGACAUUCGGUCCCCGUCGCCCCCUGCUUUUGGAACGCGUCGCGAUUCCGUCUCAUCUCUUCCAGCAGGCCCCGGCUUAGGCGCAGGGCGCCUUCGUCAUUCUCUUCGUGGCGCGUCAGCAGAUCCGCCUGCCAGAAGGCUCAUACCCGGAUUCGGAAAAUCGACCGCAGGUAAAUCAAAGAAGGAAAAGAGCGGUAGUCGAUUUGGAGACUCGAGCGAUGAAGAUGAGGGGCAUACGAGCAUGAAUUUUUUCAAGAGUCGCUUUGCUGACUCCAGCUCCGACGACGAUGAGCCGCCAACAAAGGUUAAGGGUAAAAACUUACCCAAAUCGCUGCGUACAAGAACAAACGCUCGUGCCACUUCCAGUGCGAUUGAUCUGGCCUUCGCUCGUGACGGACGGGAACCCCUUAUGCUUGACAAUGGUCCUUUUACUCAGCCCAAACCAACGCAUGAUAUCGAAAGCUCGCAGCAUCAGUCAGGCUCUGGCCGAGGAGCUUUGGCGCCCUUAGCGGAUAUUGGUGAUAAUAACGUGCCAUCACCACCCCGGCAUACUAGACGCGGAAGCUUUAUCUCGCUACUAAGACGCAAAAAGGAUCCUUCCAGCCAGAUAACUCGAGACUUAACAGAGAGCGCUGCUCGUCAAGAUACAAACCUCGAACGCAGCACAGCGGAGUUGGAAGCGCUUCGCAACACGCCUCUUCACAAGCGCGGCCCGAGUUGGCCGCUUCCAGAGCCGGGGAGGACUGGCUACGGAGCCGCGGAGCCCUCGCCAGAGCGCCCAUCUACGGCAGGAGGAGCCAUUGUCAGCUCGAGUUCUAACAAAUCUAAGUUCAUGCGUCGGCGCAGCGCAUCACAGGGUAUGGUACCAGCAGACACUGCCGAUAUGGACGGUGACCUGGCCACAGAUACUGUACUACCGAAGAAGAAGAAGAAAUUUGGGGCUCUGCGCAAGAUGUUUGGACUGCACGACUAG